AAGGAUUUCUAAGAGUAUUAAAGUUAUAAUUCUUGCGGAAUCGUGAAUUUCUAAUGUUCUCGCAUUUUAUUUUAUUUCUUGUUUUAGUAUAUGUGUACAUGUAAGAGUCAUGCAUUUAAUAUAAAAAUUCACUUUUCAGAAAGACAUGGAGGCCAGGAUGAGAAAAUGUCUUCACAAUGCCAAUAGGCCUUGCUCUGAUUUCAAAAAAAAUGAAUUAACAAGAGUAAGUGUAACUGAAGCUUGUGAUCAGAUGCGAAAGGAAAUGGAAAAAAUUGAUAGAAGACAUAAUAUUACUUUACUAAAAACUUGGUUGAAUUUCACACGAUGUUCAAGAAAUAGUGAAACCAGUAAGUGUACAGCGAAAGAGAUUCUUGAAAAAUACCCAGCCUUAAAAAAGAAUAUCUUGCUCUUUUGGGAAUUCGGGAACCUUGUCAACAUGAGUGAAAAUUUGUUAAAGAAAAAUUGGUUGGAGGCAUUGCCAAAAGUAUGUUUUCUAUUUAUGACGGAAGAAGAUUUAUUAAAAUUAAAUCCUGAUGGACAAGCUCUAAGCUUGAUCGAGAUUCUCCCUCAGAUAUUGCCCAGCAAGGAAAAGACAGAAAAAGUCUUUUGAAAGUCUAUGAAGCCGGUACUCCAAUAUUGUCUACAGUGCCGGAAACCAAUACUGAGCCUUAUUUAACCGGGAUUGGAACGACAGCAUAUACCAACCUUCAGUUGAUGUGUUAUGUUGACGCGGAACCACACUGAGAAAAAUAAAAGAUUAAAUAUAACCAAGUUUUAGUUAAAAACAACCGAGCGAUGCUGCUAAUAUAGCACUUGCAAUGUGAAUUGUUUGCAGUAACCGAUCGAAUACGAUUAAAAAUUUCGGUAGAAACUAGUUAAGACUACUCGGGUACGGUAGCUUCUUUCUCUGUUACUGUAACUAACAGUUUAUGAUUAAUGCUCGGUAAACGUUAGUUAACUUACUCGGUUAUACUGUAGCCACCUAAAAAGGCUACAGUAAUAAUAUAAACUUGAAUAUUGUAGUCAAUUAGCUCUGUUAUAAUAAAGAAACCGAUUAAUUAAUUUUAAA
This is a messenger RNA of Leptopilina heterotoma, 1069 nucleotides long. RefSeq lists its product as uncharacterized. The record is from RefSeq and is a predicted model, not a curated record. The coding region runs from base 146 to 610 and encodes 154 amino acids. NCBI's taxonomy places the organism in Eukaryota, Metazoa, Arthropoda, Insecta, Hymenoptera, Figitidae. The transcript is spliced from 3 exons.